This is a messenger RNA of Lotus japonicus, 765 nucleotides long. RefSeq names its product 17.9 kDa class II heat shock protein-like. The coding region runs from base 120 to 599 and encodes 159 amino acids. Lineage: Eukaryota; Viridiplantae; Streptophyta; Magnoliopsida; Fabales; Fabaceae. The transcript has a single exon. Gene Ontology annotation, biological process: protein folding; response to hydrogen peroxide; response to salt stress. The record is from RefSeq and is a predicted model, not a curated record.
CUUCAUUUCUCUUCCUUCAACACGCCCUUUAAAUUCUCAAUCCACCACCCUCUGUUUCCACAUAAAAUAUCAUCAACAAACUUCAUUCAGCAAAAGAGAUAAUCACUUCAUUCACCGCCAUGGAUUUCAGGAUGAUGGGUUUGGAGUCUCCAUUGUUCCACGCUCUGAACCAGAUGAUGGACGUUUCAGAUCACGACACUGCAUCCGACAAGACACACAAUGCCCCAACACGAACUUAUGUUCGAGAUGCAAAGGCGAUGGCGGCAACACCUGCGGACGUGAAGGAGAAUCCGAAUUCGUACGUUUUCGUGAUCGACAUGCCGGGGUUGAAAUCAGGGGACAUUAAGGUUCAGGUGGAAGAUGACAAUGUGCUUGUGAUAACUGGUGAGAGGAAGAGGGAGGAAGAGAAAGAAGGGGUUAAGUAUUUGAGGAUGGAGAGAAGGGUUGGCAAAUUCAUGCGCAAAUUCGUGCUUCCUGAGAAUGCUAACACAGAUGCUGUCUCUGCUGUGUGUCAAGAUGGGGUUCUCAGUGUUACUGUGCAGAAAUUGCCACCACCUGAGCCUAAGAAGCCAAGGACUAUUGAGGUUAAGGUUGCUUGAUCUCUUUGUAGAAACAGGGGAAUGUAACUCGCUCUGUGUUUUGUUUUGAAAGCUUAAUUGCACUAAUGAAUGUGAUGUUUUAUUUUUCUAUUUGUGAAUCCUGUCUGAGAUUUAGUAGAAGUAAGAUUUUAUUAUUUCAGUUCAAUAAAAAUUGGGUGUUGUCUAA